Sebastes umbrosus (honeycomb rockfish) is the source of this 3218-nucleotide messenger RNA. It is a transcript of the gene gjd6, whose product is annotated as gap junction protein delta 6. Gene Ontology annotation, biological process: cell communication. The transcript has a single exon. Bases 1672 to 2850 code for a protein of 392 amino acids. The record is from RefSeq and is a predicted model, not a curated record. NCBI's taxonomy places the organism in Eukaryota, Metazoa, Chordata, Actinopteri, Perciformes, Sebastidae. Gene Ontology annotation, cellular component: connexin complex.
CAGUGCGCCUGUGCAAGCUCCUGCAGCGCAGAACCUGUUGAGGCAACAAAACUACUUGGUUAGGUUUAGGAAAAGAUUUUAGUUUAGGUUAAAAGUAGUACGUUUGUUAUGUAAAAUAAGUAUGUUUGUUUCGUAACUUACGCACGUGGCGUCAACGUUGACUUAGUCUCACAGGGGACAUGAACAGCAGGCUCCUGGGUGAAAGUCCGAGGUUGUUUGACCCAUCCAUCUCAAGUCUCCAGGAAGAGCGCAGGGCUUUGAAGCCAAUUUCCGUUGCGACCAAAUUGGGGACUUACAAUUUGUCUGUGCAUAAAUGCUACAACUCCUCAAGACCAAAGCCAAGCUCCGUGUCUUCCCAGUCGCCUGCUGACUAAAGUGAAGGCGGUUAGCCCUGGAGUUAGCCCUGGAGUUAGCAACAACUCCGGCUCAGGCUCAUUUAAGGUGGAUCAGUUAUUCUCCUUUAAGUGACAAGCCGCUCCUCUGAGUUUUGCUCAGCUUUUUAUUUAAUCUUUAAUAUCUAUUUUAACCGAAAGCAUUAGUCGGUUAAAAUUCUGAAUGUCGGUUAAUGGUUAAACGGUUAAUUAUCAACAUUCCUAAUACACACACCUCCAAACACCGGGCCGAUCACUGAUUGUCAGAUUUUCUGUUUUGGAAAGUUCUAAAAAAAUGGUCUGAUGUGACCCCUCUGAUUGUGCCAUCAGUUGUUUAAACGCUUGACUUAAAGCAUACUGAGCCUCAACAAUAUAAUCUAUAUAGUACAGUGUGAGUUAAAUAACAAAUGUUUCUAUUCAUGUCAUAAAUAGCCUGCAUGGGCAGAGCUCUGAGACUCAGACGGGGCUUGCCAGGACUGUUUGAAGUAAGGAAAAGGGGUCACUGAGUGUUUUAUCUGGGGACACGACGAUUUGAUGCUAGCAGACCUUUCAAGGGUCUUUUUUUAAAACACAGAUAAGACGACUGGCGAGUGGCCGGAGAGGAGAGGAGCAGUCACAACAAACCCACCGGACACCAGACUGAACUGGACCAAACCAAAAUUCUUAUUUGCUCUGACGUGUGUGAUCCUGCCACAAACUUCUUGAUGUCUUUUUUGUACAUAACAGCAUCCAGGAUUUGAAAGUGAGCAUGCUCUUCUGUACUGGUCAUCAUUUAAAAUAUACCUCUCCAUUAAAGGAAGAGCCCAUUCGCUCUCAGAGGACUAAUCUGUGAAGAAUGCUCUAUCAGUCGGCGCUAUCAGCCGCUCCUCCAGUAGAGGAAGGAGGAUGUGUCUCGGUUUUAAAAUGGAUCCCAAAGACGAGAGAGAAGUAACCGCGCCAAGUGAGUCAUGUCAAGUGGACAUCCUUAUCUAUGAAAGAUGGGAAGGCUCUCUCUUGCAAUGUACUGCUCUCAAAGCGACUGGGCAGAGAGCAGGCGGAGGGUAGGUGCUCUGACUUUAGGAGAGCUUUCUGACUAAGAAAUGAGAUGUAAAAAUUGAGAAAAAACCUCAGGAACCGAGUGUAGAUUAGGUAGGAUAGUGUAGCCCAGAUCAGGUCUUCUUCAAGGUGGUUAAAGAUGUCAGCAGGUCCAACAGGGUAGGAGUUGAGGAGGAGGAGGAGGAGAGGUGGAUCAGUCCAGAGCAGACUGCCCUACUCCAGGCAGUUGGUCCCUCCUCGAGGCAGCCGGCAGCCACAGGCCACCAUGACGGAGUGGACCCUGCUCAAACGUCUCCUGGACGCCGUCCACCAGCACUCCACCAUGAUCGGUCGCCUGUGGCUCACUGUCAUGGUCAUCUUCCGGCUGCUCGUCGUCGCCGUGGCGACCGAGGACGUGUACACCGACGAGCAGGAGAUGUUCGUGUGCAACACGCUGCAGCCGGGAUGCUCCACCGUCUGCUACGACGCGUUCGCGCCCAUCUCGCAACCUCGCUUCUGGGUCUUCCACAUCAUCAGCGUCUCCACGCCAUCCCUCUGCUUCAUCAUCUACACGUGGCACAACCUGUCCAAACUGCCCCACAACGCCACCCAGAGGCCGGGGCAAGGACUAGGGGUCAUCGCGGGGCAGGGAGGCCCAGACGCAGGGCAAGGCGGCGGACGGGAGGCGUACGAUCGGAGCUGCGACUCGGACAGCUGCUCCAUCCGCUCCCACAAGCAUCUGGGUCACAGCCUGGCGGAUGUGCUGCAGGGCGUCACCGCCCAGAGGGGAGACCCCAACAACAUGGCGUCCUUGAGCCACGCCCGAGCUUGCACUGUCAGGGAGGAGAGCGCGGAGGGUCCUGUGGCCUCUGGAGGCGUUCUGUCUAAAUGUUACAUCUUCCACGUGUGUCUACGGGCCGUUCUGGAGGUGGGCUUCGUCCUGGCCCAGUGGAAGCUGUUUGGCUUCCAGGUGCCCGUCCACUUCCUGUGCACCUCGUCCCCCUGCAGCCAGCCGGUGGACUGCUACGUCUCCAGGCCAACGGAGAAGACCAUCUUCUUGCUCUUCAUGUUUUGCGUGGGGGUUUUCUGCAUCCUGCUCAACCUGCUGGAGCUCAACCACCUGGGCUGGAAGAAGAUCCGGCAGGUGGUGAGGCUGCGGGAGACGGCGUCCUGGGGACGUUGUCCUGGUAUGAGGGGGGGGUAUGAGACCUUCCCUCCAGACAGCCCCUCUCUCACAUCCUCGUUAGGCUUCAGGGACGUGACCAGCACCACCUCCCUGCCCACUUUGGACCUGGUGGUGGGUCACCAGCCGGACUGGACCUGUGCUGUGAACUGUGAGGGGGUCAGAGAGACGAGACCGGAUCAACCACAGAGACUGGACUCCUAUAAAGGAGAGAGGCAGCCUCUGAAGAGCAAGAGGACCAUUAGAGAGUCUAAACAGAGGAGUGCUGAGGUCUGGAUAUAGACUACGACCAACAAACGCAUGUUGCUGCCUUUACUUGUUUGACCCGUGGAUCUCACUUUGGAAUUUAAAGCAUAUCAAUUAACUUUGUAUCCUGGAAAUGAAUUAAAUAAAUUACCAGCUAUAUAUAAUGAUUAAAUAAUGUUUGUAAUAAAGUCAUUUUCGAUAAAUUUUGAGGUAAAUAUUGGGGAUAUUUGCGAUCCCUUAAUACAGAACAAUGUCUACUUGUUACCCUCACAGGUCGCAUGACUUGUGAGCAGUUGAGUCAUUUAUAGACUGUUUCGUUAUAGCUCUCAAUAGCUCUCGGAGACAUAGAGUUCAAAUCAUAUAUUACACUGUAAGAAACGGGCAAAGAUGAGAAAAUAAAGAUA